AUGCCUUCUUCUGGAACUAAAGAAGGUAGGAGUUCAAGCACCACUCAUUCUCCAAACAACAGUCAAUCUUGCUCUAGUGAUCAUGGGAAGACUGGUAGUGUUUACAACAGCAGGAACUCAAGCAAUGGUUUCCAUGGCUCCACAACUCCAGGAAAUGAAAAGGGUAAUCUUGGAAAAAUCCGGAAUUUUGGUAAUGAGAAAGGAGCUGGACAUGUGUCUGACGUGUCCAUUGUAGAUAAUGGAAACAACCAAAGUGUUGUGGCACCUUCUGAGAAGCAAGAUCAAAAGACAAGUGGAAAAACUAUGGGAAAGAUGGAAUGGAGGGCUGUGAUGAAUGCCAAGUCAGCAACUGUGACUGUUGUGCUACCUGAUGAACAUGGUGGUUCUUCGUCUGGAGUUACUCCAAAACCAGGGAAAUUAUAUGAACCUUCUUAUAGCUCUAUAAACGCUUUGGUAGAAAGCUGUGCUAAGUUUUCUGAAGCUAGUGUGUCGGUGUCACCUUCAAUGGGUGAUGAUGGUGGAAUGAAUCUUCUUGCCAGUGUGGCAGCUGGUGAAAUUUCAAGAUCUGACGUGGCAUGCUCCCCUCCUUUACCUGAAGAUUCUUGCUCUGCAAAUGUUGCUAAGCUGAGGCGAAUCGUUCAAGACGAAGAUAACGGGCCCCACGUGUCUGGAGAUAGUAAGGACGCGACAUUUGGGAAAGGCGAGGUACGGGCGGGGUCGGAAUCGGAAUCGUUGAUUCCGGUGGUUGUGAAGCCUGAAGUGAAGACUGGAAUGGUGGAAGUAGAAGAGAAGAAUGGUGAUGAUAAAACGAUGGAAAAGAAUGUGAUUCUUCCGGAAAGUUGUAAAGUUGAAACACAAGUUAAUGAAGAAUCGGCUUCUUGGUCUUCUUCAGAUAUGCAUGAUGAAGAGAAGAAACUGGUCAAUAAUCGGUCAAGAAAUUUACAGGAAUCUCAAGCUACUACCACUUCUUGUGGUGAUGCUGAUUUAGCAAUAAAGUUUGAAGAGUGUGAUGAUGACAAGAAGGCCGGAAUCCACAAUGAAAUGGAUUCCGGGACGUCUGUUUCCCAUGAAAACGUUGGAAAACACGAAGCCGACGAUCCUGAUUCCGCCGUUAACAUUUCCGCCACAACGCCCGUUGCGGAAACGGAAACAGAAACGGUGGUAAAGUUGGAUUUUGAUCUGAACGAAGUUGUUCCUAGCGAUGACGGGAACCAAGGAGAGGUUGAUGGGAAUCAGAAUCAGAAUCACACAUCACCUGUUGAUGGGAAUCGGUCUCCGUUGAUUACGGUAGCUGCCCCUGCAAAAGGACCAUUCUACCCUUCCGAAAAUCUUUCAAGAACUAAACCGGAGCUCGGCUGGAAAGGCUCAGCCGCCACCAGUGCAUUCCGUCCCGCUAAACCGGUCCGCCCUCUUUUCGACUUCGACCUCAACAUCGGAGUCGACGAUUCCGGCCAAAACAACGCCCAUGAAAACAGCGGAGGCGGACUCGAUCUGGAUCUAAACGCAUGUCAAGAGCCACCGGAAACCGUCCAAUUGCCGCCAAGGGUAUUUCCGUCAAAUUCAAAUUCUUCACGUGGGUUUGACCUCAACGGACCUGGCGUGGAGGAGGCUAUCAAUAUCAACCCCGGUGGUGGUGAAACGGUGCAAUUUCCGAAAAAGGGUAUGCAGUUUCUUCCAGCUGUUCCGAACAUGAGAGUGAAUAAUAACAUGGACAUAGGGGUAAAUAUGUCAUCUUGGUUUCCACCAAACAACACUUACCCCACCACCAUCACAAUUCCAUCAAUCCAGGAACAGAGUUAUGUUCCUUCACAAAGAAUGUUGUCCCCUGUCUUGUCAUCAACUCCUGCAGUUGUCCCUUUCCAAUAUUCACCUUUCCCAUUUGAAACCAAUUUCCCGUUACCAAAUUCAUUUCCACCCGUUUCAACCGCUUACAUGGACUCAUCGCCAGCUGGUGGGCCCACACCCGCUCCCGGUCCCGGCCCCAUUUGUUUCCCGACACAAACACAGCUGGUUCCAAUGCCGUAUCGCCCAUCCUACUUCAUGAGUCUACCUGGCGGUUCAAGUAAUCCCGGAAAGUGGGGCGGUGGCGGUGGUGGUGGUGGUGGUGGUGGCGGCGGUCUGGAUCUCAACUCCGGUCCCGGCGGUGGCACUGGCGGCGUAUCGAAGCGGAAAGAGCCGGAUGGUGGUUGGGAUGGAGAUAGGAUAAGCUAUAAACACCCGUCAUGGCAGUAG
Molecule: messenger RNA, 2232 nt
Organism: Lactuca saligna
Lineage: Eukaryota; Viridiplantae; Streptophyta; Magnoliopsida; Asterales; Asteraceae
Source: the annotation of a GenBank genome assembly